Ochotona curzoniae (black-lipped pika) is the source of this 2143-nucleotide messenger RNA. Its product is annotated as kremen protein 2-like. The transcript is spliced from 9 exons. Gene Ontology annotation, cellular component: plasma membrane. Gene Ontology annotation, molecular function: signaling receptor binding; endopeptidase activity. Lineage: Eukaryota; Metazoa; Chordata; Mammalia; Lagomorpha; Ochotonidae. Bases 307 to 1683 code for a protein of 458 amino acids. The record is from RefSeq and is a predicted model, not a curated record. Gene Ontology annotation, biological process: multicellular organism development; Wnt signaling pathway.
GUCUGGACCUGCCGCCUGCCCAGGUCCCAGGCGGGGCUUCCCGUCCCCCGGGGGUGGGGAGGGACCCAGCAGGGAGGGACGCGAGGGGGCAGGAGCCAGUGCGAUAGAGACCCGGGCCAGGACGCAGACAGCGGGCGCGGCGGGAGGCCAGAGCGCCGCAGCCGACACCCUCGGAAGAGACCCCCAUAACCCCCAGGUAGGAACCGGCACAGGGAGACUCCAGAGCGGGGUGAGGACCCCGCAGAGGACAGCGACCUCCCAGGGGCUGGUGCCUGGGACAGGACAACCUCCACUUGACUAAGGGCGAUGGGGACUCAGCCCCUACCGGGCCUCUUCGUCCUGCUCAUCCUGUCUCCGCUGCUGCGCCGGGCCUCGGCGGGGAGCCUGCACAGCCCAGGCCUGUCCGAGUGCUUCCAGGUGAACGGCGCGGACUACCGCGGCCGCCAGAACCGCACCGGCCCGCGCGGGGCCGGCCGCCCGUGCCUCUUCUGGGACCAGACGCAGCAGCACAGCUACAGCAGCGCCAGGGACCCCCAGGGCCGCUGGGGGCUGGGCGCGCACAACUUCUGCAGGAACCCCGACGGGGACGUGCAGCCCUGGUGUUACGUGGCCGAGACCGAGGAGGGCAUUUACUGGCGCUACUGCGACAUCCCCACGUGUCACAUGCCCGGGUACCUGGGGUGCUUCGUGGACUCGGGGGCGCCGCCGGCUCUGAGCGGCCCCAGCGGCACCUCCACGAAGCUCACGGUGCAGGUGUGCCUCCGCUUCUGCCGCAUGAAGGGCUACCAGCUGGCGGGCGUCGAGGCCGGCUACGCCUGCUUCUGCGGCUCUGAAGGUGACUUGGCCCGGGGACGGCCGGCGCCCGCUACUGACUGUGACCAGAUCUGCUUCGGCCACCCGGGCCAGCUGUGCGGUGGCGACGGCCGUCUGGGCAUCUACGAAGUGUCGGUGGGCUCCUGCCAGGGGAACUGGACGGCGCCGCAGGGGGUCCUCUACUCCCCGGACUUCCCGGACGAGUACGGGCCGGACCGGAACUGCAGCUGGCUGCUGGGCCCCGCGGGCUCCGCGCUGGAGCUCACCUUCCGUCUCUUCGAGCUGGCCGACCCGCGCGACCGGCUGGAGCUGCGCGACGCCGCCUCGGGCCGCCUGCUCCGCGCCUUCGACGGCGCCCGCCCGCCGCCGCCCGGGCCGCUGCGCCUGCGUCCCGCUGCGCUGCUGCUGACUUUCCGCAGCGACGCGCGCGGCCACGCGCAGGGCUUCGCGCUCACCUACCGCGGGCUGCGGGACGCCGAGGACGGGGAGCGGCCCCGAGGCUCCGCCCAGACCCCCGCGGGGUCCCCCACCAACGCGAGCUGCAGCCCCAGGCCUGGCGCUCCGCAGGCCCGGCCAGGCGCCCGAGUCCUGUCCACGGUGACCGCCGCGUCCAUGCUGCUGCUGCUGCUCCUGUCGCUGCUGCGGCUGCUGUGCCGACGGAGCUGCCUGCUGGCUGCGGGGAAACGGCCGUUGGCGUUGGGGCCUUCCCAGGGCGCCAGGAGAAGCUGGGCUGUGUGGUACCGCCGGCCCCGAGGGGUGGCCCUGCCCUGCCCCUCAGUGGAUGCCCAGACAGAGGGCCCUGCCGCGGGCUACCAUUCCCUGAGCGCCUCCAGCCAGAGCUCUCUGCGCUCGCUCAUCUCCGCCCUCUGACCCGGACUCCCAGGGUCCACUGGACCCUCUACUCGUGCUUGAGAUGGACACUAGGGACGCUGCCCUACCCUACCUCUGCCCUCUGCCCCUUUAAGGGCAGCUGGGCUCAGCUCAUCUGGAGAAGACCCGACCUCGGAUAGGAGACUUGCUCUGGCCCUUGCAGCGCAGCAGGUGGAGGCCAAGAGGAACCCAGCCCUCCUGUGGGCCUUGCUUGCUGCCCCGAUGAGGGACCAGAAACCACCCUGGCACCUCACGUGGGAGGGAUUGGGGGCAGCAGAGGAUGGCCCAUCUGCGUAUCUGACUGCCACCCGCCUGGGAGAUCCCCCGCCGAGCUCCUGGCCGGCGGCUCCCAGGCCCAGCGUCCACUUUCACAGGCAUCUCGAGGGUAAACCGGAAAGUGGAAGAUCUCUCUCUCUCAGGUCACUCUGCUUUUAAACAAGUAAAUAAAGCCCCCCCCCUU